UUCCUCCUCCUCCGCCUCCUCCUGCUCCUCCUUCGCCGCCGGACACGCAGCCGCAGGCCGGGGCCGGGACGCAGCUGGGGAGUCAGGGACGCGCGCAGCCCGCCCUUCCCCCUUCGGCUCCCGCACCGCCGGCCGCCUCCCCUCGCCCUCCUCCUCUCCCCUCCCUGCUCCUUCGCUUCUCCUCCUCCUCCUCUCCCGGCCCCGGCUACCAGCACCAUGUCCGCAGGGGGAGAUUUUGGGAACCCACUGAGAAAAUUCAAGUUGGUGUUCCUGGGGGAGCAGAGCGUCGGGAAGACGUCUCUGAUCACGCGGUUCAUGUACGACAGCUUCGACAACACAUACCAGGCAACCAUUGGGAUUGACUUCUUGUCAAAAACCAUGUACUUGGAGGAUCGUACGGUGCGGCUGCAGCUCUGGGACACAGCGGGCCAGGAGCGAUUCCGCAGCCUGAUCCCCAGCUACAUCCGGGACUCCACAGUGGCCGUGGUGGUGUACGACAUCACAAAUCUCAACUCCUUCCAGCAGACCUCUAAGUGGAUUGAUGACGUCAGGACAGAGAGGGGCAGCGACGUCAUCAUCAUGCUGGUGGGCAACAAGACGGACCUGGCUGACAAGAGGCAGAUAACCAUCGAGGAGGGGGAGCAGCGCGCCAAAGAACUGAGCGUCAUGUUCAUCGAGACCAGCGCAAAGACUGGUUACAACGUGAAGCAGCUCUUCCGACGCGUGGCAUCGGCUCUGCCUGGAAUGGAGAAUGUCCAGGAGAAAAGCAAAGAAGGGAUGAUCGACAUCAAGCUGGACAAACCCCAGGAGCCCCCGGCCAGUGAGGGCGGCUGCUCCUGCUAAUGCAGCCGGACCUGCCGGCUUCCUUCGACACUACUCGCUUGUUGUGUUGCUUCCUAUUGGUUAGCUUCCUAAGGGGGGUGGGAAAUGAGCUUAU
Equus quagga is the source of this 937-nucleotide messenger RNA. It is a transcript of the gene RAB6B, whose product is annotated as RAB6B, member RAS oncogene family. Lineage: Eukaryota; Metazoa; Chordata; Mammalia; Perissodactyla; Equidae. The coding region runs from base 217 to 843 and encodes 208 amino acids. The transcript has 8 exons. The record is from RefSeq and is a predicted model, not a curated record. Gene Ontology annotation, molecular function: GTPase activity; GTP binding.